This is a messenger RNA of Prosopis cineraria, 799 nucleotides long. Its product is annotated as putative disease resistance protein At1g58400. Bases 1 to 705 code for a protein of 234 amino acids. NCBI's taxonomy places the organism in Eukaryota, Viridiplantae, Streptophyta, Magnoliopsida, Fabales, Fabaceae. The record is from RefSeq and is a predicted model, not a curated record. Gene Ontology annotation, molecular function: ADP binding. The transcript has 2 exons.
AUGGCAGACAUUGCUGUCAGUUUCUUGUUGGAAAAAUUAUCUGGGCAAUUUCUACAAGAAUACAAUUUGCCUAGUGAUGUAAAGCAGAACAUCAAGUUGCUUCAAAAUCAGAUGGAAACAUUGAAUGCUCUCCUUAAGGACUCAAAGCAAAAGCUAAACAAUGACCAACUCCUAGAGGCUGUUCAUGAAGCUGAGGAUGUGAUCGACACUUACAUCUGCAACCUUAAUCGGCAAAGAAUCAAACGGUGGUGGGAUUUGACCAAUUACGGGGAGGUACAGUCAAUGAUGGAGACAAAGAUGGAUACUGAGGUUGUUUUGAAGGACCGUAGGAGAAAUGUUGAGAAAGAUGAUGUGGUUGGCUUUAAUGUCUACUCAGAUGCUAUGAUCGAGCGACUUAGGGGUGGGCAUAAAGAGCGUAAGGUCGUCUCCAUCAUCGGUACGGGUGGGCAGGGAAAAACCACUCUUGCUAGAAAGAUUUAUCAAAAUAAUCAGCUCAAGAGAUGUUUUGAUAAGUUUGCAUGGGUUGAUGUUUUAGAAGAUUGGAAAAUUGAAGCAAUAUUACUCUUUCUCUUGGCUCAAGUGGGAUCAAGUAGUUAUCAUGGAAUAGGCAUAGAAAAUCUAAGGCAAGCGAUCCAAAAAGAAUUGGACGAUGGUUAUUUCCAAAAUAUGAGUACGGAGAAUUUGUUAAAGAAAAAAAAUCCGUGAAAGCUUAAGGAAAAAGCCAUAUUUUGUUGUUCUUGAUGACAUAUGGAGACCUGAAGUAUGGCAUGCUAUAAAUGAUGCUUUUCCUGAUGACAAA